CUGAAGAGAUGGACGUGGGAGGACUUUCAGACCCAUAUGUAAAGAUAGCACUGAUGCAGAAUGGAAAACGCCUCAAGAAAAAGAAGACAAGUAUCAAGAAGUGUACAUUAAACCCUUACUAUAAUGAAUCAUUUACUUUUGAGGUGCCAUUUGAACAAAUUCAGAAAGUGCAGCUGGUGAUAACUGUGGUGGAUUAUGAUCGUAUUGGUACCUCGGAACCCAUUGGUAAGGUUGUUCUUGGGUACAAUGCCAGUGGUACUGAACUUCGUCACUGGUCCGACAUGCUUGCAUCUCCACGGCGCCCCAUUGCACAGUGGCAUACUCUCAAGGAUCCCGAUGAUGACAAGAAGGAUUAAGGAGACUGCCAAACUCCACACUUGUGAGAAAUAUGUUACUGUAUGGAUUCACAAAAAAGUGUUAAAUGUCAAACAAAUUCCUCCAUAAUCCUACCUUAUUUGUGUUACACAACUCUGUUCAAUAGAAAUGUGCUUUAAAAAAGAACAUUCUUGCAAGGAAAUCUCCUUCAAGCUAUAAUCACUAUUGUCCCCAUACAUUGUUCAUUUUCUUAAAAAAAAGGUCUGUGUGCAUAUAUCCUAUAUAAUACUACAGAAGUUUUGGAGGUUAACUUAAUUCCUAUCUGCAGUUCUCUGUAUUUCCAUAACAUGCCUCACUGUUCAUUCAAGUAUUGUGGUUAGAAAUUAUAUUACAGCAGUGAUUCUGUAUGGUGAGGUUAAGUAACUGACAGUUGCUGUGUCAACAGGCUACCACCAUUACUCUAAGCCAAAAGCUGCAUUCAUUCUUUAAGAUGUAAGCUGUUAAAAUAAUACUACCCACAAUAAAGUUUUCAUAAUAUACCAUUAAAAAGUUGUAAUGUUGGUGUUUCAUAUCAUGAUUCUGGAGAUGAAGAGCAUUGUAUCAUAUGAAUAGGCACCAGAAUUUUAUCAGAUAGGGCAUAGCCUAAUAGGGUGUAGCCAAAGAGGUUCGUUUUGUAUACACAUCAGUGACAAUAGGACUGUAAGAGAUUGCUAUAUGCAAAUAAAUAGUAUCUUUUGAGGUUCACUAAUCUAUUCACCUUCAUUGUGGCUUAUCCAGUGAUUUUUACUGGAAUAAAAGUUAAAAAGUGCCAUGCAUAUAUAUGUAUAUGCCUUCCCUUCCUCAGAAACAAACAGUUUUGAUGAAUAUAAUUUUAACCAAGCAGAGCUAUUUUGCUACAACAACUGACAAUAUUGUGUACUGCUUCCCAAUUUAUAAAAACACCACUGGGUGAUAUAAUAAAGCACCAAUGGGGUCUGCGAAAUUACAUCUGUAUCUGUUUAGCAAAUUCUGGCAGAAGAAGAUCUGCAUUCUAUAAAUGACUAAAUAGACAAAAUAACUGCUGGAAAUAUAUAUAAAUUUUAGUCAUUAAAGAAGUGGUGGGAAGUUUUCACUGCAGCUAAAUAGCACAAUGUUUGAUGUAAUGAGUUCUUCCAUUUCUCAGAAAAUGCUUUUGGAUGCACCACAUUUUUUUCUCAGUUUCUUCUAGUUUUGAAGAGGUCAUAUGCACCAUUUGCAUUUAUCAGCUGCCAUGAUGAUGUAGUUUUGAUCUCCUGAUGUUCCACCUUUAACUAUUAAAACUGUUAGUGUAUUAAAUAAUUGCAGAUCUUGUCAGUCAGGAACAAUCUCACAGUGAAUUACUUGCAUAUUUUUUUCUUUUUUAUUGGUGAUCCAUAAAAUGCAGCUUAUAAAUGAGAAAGACAUGAGAAGCAACUUGUGCAGCAACCACAGAAAUGAUGACCAAGCAGACAGAAACAUGAAAUCACUGUACAUUUCAUAUAAACAUUUAUUAUUAAAGUUUCCCAUUGGGAAACACUAUGAACAAGAUUAUUCAACUCAUAAAUCAAGCCAGAGAGAACACUUUCCUUCACAGUGCAAAUUCUCUCGAGAUGCCAGGAUUCUUAGACAGUUUAUUUUAUUUUAGGAUUCCUGUUGUUUUCUUCACGUGGGAAAGCCAAUGUUAAAGGUUAUACUCCUUUAGAAUGUUUUGUAAGAUAAUCAUUUUUACAAACUUUUUUUUAACAUAUGGAAUAGAUUAUCCAUACCCUCCUGUUUGCAAAUGAGAAUGAGAUGUGACUGCUAAUGGCAUGUAUUUCUGGCUUUAAUCUGUUUUGUAAAAAGAGAGUAUUGUUUAUAUAUAUAUAUAUAUGAAUGUAAUGAAUAAUUAAUUCUGCAACCUUGUAAACAGAAUGUUACUCAGAAAAUUAUGUUUAAGACCAGUAAAUGCAUUUUUAUAUGCAAAAUUAUUUACUGGAGGUUAGACAAGUAAUACACUAUACUUUUUAUACAAACAGUAUGGUUUUCACAAUUUAAUGACCCCUGCAUUAUAGGUUGUGGAAUAUAUACGUGUAUAUAUAUGUAUGUAUAAAAUAUAUUGGUAUGUGUGACUGUAUGCAGCCUGAGAGAAUGUAAGUAAAUUAGCCUGUGUGUAGAACUUACUGUGUACUAUAAUAAAGCCGAAUACUAGUCCAAAUCAGAAAAUAGAAAGUGCAGUUGAUUCCAUCCAGAGAAAUUUACCAACUUUAUCACAUUACUACAUAAAAAACAUUCCUUCAGUAUUUAUAAUUAAAAAUGUAAUUCAAGUAGCUACUCCACCCCUGCAAGUUUUUGGGCAACAUAGUGUGCCACUUAUGGAGAGAGAUACUACAGCUGUUACCUCUUCAAUUCUUCAAAACAUACACAUUCAUUUUCCUUUAAAUUUAUAACAAAUAAUGUAUGCAUUAUAUUUGUCCAUUGUAUGUGUUACUCCUUUUUAGUACAAAUGUGCUCAUACUCAGUCAUAGCUUUUCCCCUCCUCUAUGUGGUCUACAUCACAAAGCAUACAACAUUUUUUACAGUAUUCAGUGGAUGUAUUCUAAUAGGGAGACCCAUCUGCAUUCUGUAAAUGAAAAUGUUCAUUAUUGUCUAUGUUAUUAGCCACCAUGGAUGAGGAAACAUUUUUAAUUAUAUAAUUGAAAGGUUUACUUAUAAGAUCCCUCUGAUGUUGUUUAAAAUAGACUGUUUUUAUGUCUAUUUAUAUGGCUGGACAAUGAGAAAAAUAUGCUUCACAGGGGAUACAACAAAUGUGAGAAUGUUAACUGUAUCUUUCUGGACAAAGAAUUAAAUAUUUCAGAUAUUCCUGUAAUAUUUAUAUGACUUUUCAGAAGAAUUUAUAACUGCUGACAGAAAUGCAUGCUAUAAUUUCUGAAGGCAACAGACGUACUGUAAAAUGUUAAUGGAAUCAACAAGUAUAGCAAAAGGACAUAUGUAUCAUUUAUUGUCCUGAAAGGCAUUACCAUUUAUCAGCAGUACCUGCACUUGUACACCUACUGAAAUAAAAGUGUCUGA
This is a messenger RNA of Schistocerca piceifrons (Central American locust), 3360 nucleotides long. RefSeq names its product synaptotagmin 1-like. Bases 9 to 356 code for a protein of 115 amino acids. Gene Ontology annotation, molecular function: phosphatidylserine binding; clathrin binding; calcium-dependent phospholipid binding. Lineage: Eukaryota; Metazoa; Arthropoda; Insecta; Orthoptera; Acrididae. Gene Ontology annotation, biological process: regulation of calcium ion-dependent exocytosis; calcium ion-regulated exocytosis of neurotransmitter; cellular response to calcium ion. The transcript has 4 exons. The record is from RefSeq and is a predicted model, not a curated record. Gene Ontology annotation, cellular component: dense core granule; synaptic vesicle membrane; axon.